Messenger RNA from Puntigrus tetrazona (Sumatra barb), 1787 nucleotides. It is a transcript of the gene dram2b, whose product is annotated as DNA-damage regulated autophagy modulator 2b. The coding region runs from base 214 to 1014 and encodes 266 amino acids. The record is from RefSeq and is a predicted model, not a curated record. The transcript has 8 exons. NCBI's taxonomy places the organism in Eukaryota, Metazoa, Chordata, Actinopteri, Cypriniformes, Cyprinidae. Gene Ontology annotation, biological process: photoreceptor cell maintenance; regulation of autophagy. Gene Ontology annotation, cellular component: lysosome.
GGGUAUUUCCCCCGGGUCUCGUGAGUUCGGUCGGAAACGAGCGGCGAGAGCUGAUGCGCGAGACACGGAAGAUAAACAGCACUAAAAUGAACUAAAUCCGAAAUCUAAGCAAUAAACGACUACAAGGACAUUUAAACCUUAAAGGAUGACAGAGUCUUUCCGUGAGGAGCUGUUCAGACUGAGAGACGGGCGUCUGUUUGAUUGACAGGGGUCAUGUGGUGGUUUCAGGAGGGUUUGUGCGUCUUGCCCGCGGCUCUGGUCGUCUGGACCGCCGCCACCUUCAUCUUCGCCUACAUCACGGCCGUCAUCCUCAGACACGUGGACCCGCUGGUGCCCUACAUCAGUGACACGGGGACGGUCGCGCCGGAGAGAUGCGUGUUUGGACUUAUGCUGAAUGUGUCCGCGUUUUUAGGUGUCGCUACUAUGUAUGUGCGCUAUAAGCAGCUUCGCGCUCUCACGGGUGCCGAAGACGCUCGCGUGAACCGCCUCAAUCUGGCGGGGUUCGUUCUGGGCUGCGGGAGUUCGCUCGGCAUGUGCGUCGUCGCCAACUUCCAGAAAACCACCCUGUUCUCGAUGCACCUGGUGGGCGCCAUGCUGACGUUCGGCGUGGGUGCUCUGUACAUCCUGGUCCAGACGCUGCUGUCGUACCUCAUGCAGCCGCACAUCCACAGCAAAAACAUCUUCUGGACGCGCCUCAGCCUCUGCGUCUGGACCUUCGCCAGCAUCGUCUGCAUGUUCGUGUCGUCGGUCAUCAUGUACAGCACUCUGUCAGGAACCGAGGUCAACCAGAAGCUGCACUGGACGCCCGGAGAACCGGGUUUCACGCCGCACAUCGUCAGCACCAUCUCCGAGUGGUCUCUCGCUCUGUCCUUCAUCAGCUUCUUCCUCACCUACAUACGAGACUUCAAGAAGAUCCGUCUGCGAGCGGAGGCGGAGCUCCAGAGCGAGCACCUGUACGACUCGCACCACUCCCGGGCCUCGGAGACGUCUCCGCUGCUCGCCGGCAGCAUCUGACCUCGGCCGCACGCUCCAGGAACACCGGCCACUUCCUGCUAACAUUCAGACAACACUCGUACAACCUUCACACAACCGUCUGAGACCACGUGGUUUUAAUCUGCUCCUGGCCCGGUUAAGGUCGAGUCUGAACUCAUGGAUCCGGUUCUUAGUAAACCAGACUAGCUCCUAUAAGCCUGGUUCAUCAGUUUAAUGAAAGGCGUGUUACUCUUCUUGUUUUAUACGGUGAACACGCAUUAAAACCUCUCUAAUUCUGUUAUUACGUUGGGUAUUAAUGGUUGAGUUUUAUGCAAAAAGAACAUUUCUGGCUCAUAUGUCACGAGGAAAAAAUAGAAUAAAAUCCUAAUUUGAUGAUAAUAUUAAUUAAAAUCAAAAUUCUAACAAAAUAAUUUUUAAUGAUUUAAAUAGGUUUAUUGUAAUGACUGCAAUACUAUAAAAAUUACGCUAAAGAGUUCGAAAUUUUUAUAUGCGUUUUUUUUCCCGUAUUCAUCCAUUCCUAUCAAAUUGCUCGCUACGGAUGCGGAAAAAUGUUUUUUUACGAUGGAUGAAACUUUCGUAGACGGCGUGUGAACGAGAUGGACACAACGUAUUUAUUUUUUUAACGCAUUUCGGACUCAAGUGUGCGUGACCUUACGCGAGAACUCGAUGACGAAAGUGACGUAUGAGCUGGUCCCCUUCAGAUCACUUACUGUACCCCCCGACACGUAUCGCUUUCAUUUAUAUUUUAUUGUGUUAAAACAAACAAUGUACAAAUAAACAGCAUUGAGCCCCGA